CAAUGCUUUUCCUUGGUGGUUUCAUAGGCAGCCUUUUGUAAUUCAUUUUUACGGCAAAUGUGACUUUUUAAUGGGUAUGCACGAUAAAGGUGGCAAGGACUUGGUGUGUUUCCUUCUUUGGCAAGACAAAGGGUCAAGAGCGUCUUUGGGAUAAAAACUAUUUGAAGAAUAAGUGACUAAAAGCAAGAAAUACAAAUUAUGGAAAUUAACAUAUCUGAAGAUAGAACCCUGGGCUCCCACUUCAAGUCUACAAACUGCUGUACACCAGCCACUGACCGUGUUGAGGAUGACUUACUAGAUCGUUUGGAAGAUAGCACAAAACUAGUGGGUGUUCAAGUGAUAUUGAUUUUGGCUUACAGCACCAUUAUCGUCUUUGGUGUGACUGGGAACUCCUUGGUCAUAUAUGUGGUGUACAACUUUAAAAACUUACACACUGUUACUAACUAUUUCAUCACCAACUUGGCUGUGGCCGACUUGUUGGUCAACACAUUGUGUUUGCCUUUUACUUUGAUGUAUACACUGUAUGGAGAGUGGAAAUUUGGACAGGUAAUGUGCUACCUGCUGCCAUAUGCACAAGGCUUAGCUGUGCAUGUUUCGACCAUCACACUCAACGUUAUAGCGCUUGACAGGUAUCGUAGCAUCGUCCAUCACAUGGAAACCAAGAUGUCCAAGGACAUGUGCGUAGUCGUCAUUGUGGUCACAUGGGUUGCCAGCGCAAUCCUUGCCAGCCCUCUAGCGAUUUUUCGUGAAUAUGUAACCUUUAACCUAACACCUGAGCAGUCGAUUCAGGGUUGUGCCGAAAAGUGGCCUGGAAGCAGCGCGAAUGGAACCAUUUACAGCAUUGCAAUGUUUUUUCUGCAGUACGGCCUCCCAUUAUGUAUCAUUUCAUUUGCGUACACUCGGAUCUGGAACAAGCUUCGAAAUCACAUUAGCCCUGGCGGUGGCCGUAGCGACCGACAUCAACGGCGACAGAAAACAACAAAAAUGCUGGUGGCUGUGGUUGUGGUCUUUACUGUCAGCUGGCUGCCCUUUCAUGCCUUCCAGCUGGCUGUGGAUAUUGAUAGCAGUGUAUUAGAAAUGAGAGACUUCAAAUUGCUCUAUACAGCUUUUCAUAUUGUUGCAAUGUGCUCCACCUUUGCCAACCCUAUUCUCUAUGGCUGGAUGAACAGGAACUAUAGAGGAUCGUUUUUGGCUGUGUUCAAGUGUGCCAGGUUAAAUAACAGAAUGAGAAGGGUUUGUAGCAGUGAUGCAGUGAGGAAAAAAUUUAGGGCACGAGAUAAGCAAAAUUCAAUCAGUGUUACCUUUACGCAGGUAAACACACUGUAAUGGCCAUUUGCUUUUAGAAACUUCAGAAAUAAUUAA
Messenger RNA from Paramisgurnus dabryanus, 1362 nucleotides. RefSeq names its product neuropeptide Y receptor Y2 (gene npy2r). The record is from RefSeq and is a predicted model, not a curated record. Gene Ontology annotation, cellular component: membrane. Gene Ontology annotation, biological process: G protein-coupled receptor signaling pathway. Lineage: Eukaryota; Metazoa; Chordata; Actinopteri; Cypriniformes; Cobitidae. Gene Ontology annotation, molecular function: neuropeptide Y receptor activity.